Bombina bombina (fire-bellied toad) is the source of this 1990-nucleotide messenger RNA. It is a transcript of the gene RAB8B, whose product is annotated as RAB8B, member RAS oncogene family. The transcript has 8 exons. The coding region runs from base 137 to 760 and encodes 207 amino acids. Gene Ontology annotation, molecular function: GTP binding; GTPase activity. Gene Ontology annotation, biological process: cellular response to insulin stimulus; protein localization to plasma membrane; regulation of exocytosis. The record is from RefSeq and is a predicted model, not a curated record. Gene Ontology annotation, cellular component: endosome; trans-Golgi network transport vesicle; synaptic vesicle. Lineage: Eukaryota; Metazoa; Chordata; Amphibia; Anura; Bombinatoridae.
CUUUGAUUUCUAUUGCUUGAAUUCGUGAAAUGCAGAAUACUGUAGUCAACUCACUUGCCUCCUCUUCGUUCUAAUUGGCUGUUACGGUCCCCGCGGGCCGGUGGUGGCUCCUGUAGCCUAAGAGGAAGGACUAAAGAUGGCGAAGACUUACGACUACCUGUUCAAGCUGCUGCUCAUCGGUGAUAGCGGGGUUGGAAAAACCUGCCUGCUCUUCAGAUUCAGCGAGGACGCUUUCAACACCACUUUUAUCUCCACCAUUGGCAUUGAUUUUAAAAUCCGUACCAUAGAGUUAGAUGGAAAGAAGAUAAAACUUCAGAUAUGGGACACUGCAGGACAGGAGAGGUUCCGUACAAUCACUACAGCAUAUUACAGAGGGGCAAUGGGCAUUAUGCUGGUUUAUGAUAUCACUAAUGAAAAAUCAUUUGACAACAUAAAAAAUUGGAUAAGGAACAUUGAAGAACAUGCCUCUUCUGAUGUAGAAAGAAUGAUCUUGGGCAAUAAAUGUGAUAUGAACGACAAGAGACAAGUAUCACGAGAAAGAGGAGAGAAGCUUGCCAUCGAUUAUGGAAUUAAGUUCCUGGAGACCAGUGCAAAAUCCAGUAUCAACGUUGAAGAGGCAUUUUUCACAUUGGGAAGAGACAUCAUGACAAAACUUAACAGAAAAAUGAAUGAAAGCAACUCUCCUGGAGGAGGGGGCCCUGUAAAAAUCACAGAGAAGUCUUCAAAGAAAAGCAGUUUCUUUCGCUGCGUAUUACUUUGAUGAACAAAUGAGAGCGGGAGAGUGUGUAAGACUGACUGUGGCACACCUGAUCUAAGGCUUCUUGACAGAUGCAGGUGUUGCAAAGGCCGCUAAAGGGAAAAAAAAACAUGCUGUUUGCUGAAAGCGCCAGAUAUGAGACGGUUGCCGUUAUAAAUUUCUAGAGAGGAAAUUUAUUCUAAGAAGUUGGGAUCUUUUUCAGUUUGCACAAGAAAAAUAAGCAAAGGAGUAUAAAUUAUUUUAAUUUUCCUUUUUUUUUUUUUUUUUUUUUUUUUUUCUUUCUUUGAAAUGAGCUCCACUUUUCCCUUCAGAUUUCAGUUCCUGUAGCUACAUAACUGGAUUUUAAAUUUACAUUUUUAAGAUUCAAAAGGUUUUUUUUUUUAACUGCUUUUUUUUUUAUUUGCACAGUUUUAAAAGAAGCAAUAUGGACUUAUUUGCUUAUGGAAUUGCUCUUUUAAUGUCUUAAAUGUUACCCAAUAACAAAGGUAUUAUACUAUUCAUUGCUAAUAACAGGAAAGAAGUGAUGUACUUACAGGAAGCUGUGGGUGAAGUAACUUGCAAUGCAUCUUAUUAUAUCAAGUUUAGAGACCGUCCCACUGAGAAUAUUUAUUAAUGCAUUUUCAUGUUUACACUAUUUCUCGGUUAAUCUGGCACAAGAUGUAAAACGAAACAAAAAAGUUUUAGGGGAAAAAAAAACCAAAACACAUCUAUUAUAUUCACAAUUAUAGUUUCUGAAUAUAUGUUAAAGGGACAGUAGACAACAGUGAAACAACAAUCAUUUGCAAUAUACGUUAUUUUUUUGGUCCCCUUUUCAUGUAAUUUAGUUCUGAGAAUUGAGGACUUUCUAAUUCUCAGAACUUGAAAGCACAAAGCAGACUUCUUAAGGCUAACCCUUCUACAUAUAUUUCCAUAAUUGGCUUAUAUAGAUCAGAACUACACUAAAUAUUAACAAUAUGACUGUGGAAAGCUUUGUCUGCAGACUCAAGCCUGGAUUGGGUGGAGUUUGGCUAUUGAAAAAAAAAUUCAGCAAAUUAGAUGCUUGUUUUUAGAAAUGUUUAGACUUCACUUGUGUUAUUCUAAUGCAAGACACCAUAAUGUCUUUUAAUUACAAUGUGUUUACUGUCCCUUUCAACUUCUAAAAGGAGCUGAAGCCUCUACAGAGUGAAGCUGCUAGGUAUUUUUCUUUAUAUUUGCACCUUACUUCCAUCUGAAAAAUACAAUUUUGUGAAGAAA